Messenger RNA from Adineta steineri, 1353 nucleotides. Lineage: Eukaryota; Metazoa; Rotifera; Eurotatoria; Adinetida; Adinetidae. The record is from the annotation of a GenBank genome assembly.
AUGGCUAACAAUUGGACAUUUAAUCAAGAUGAUUAUUCACCAUUUGGUUCUGAUGAACAUAUUUAUUUAACAGAAUAUCGUUCACUUGUAAUUACAAUUGUUUUCUUUUUAAUUGGUCUUCUAGGAAAUGUUAUUAUGUUACUUGUUAAUGGAUAUAUUCUUCGACAUACAUAUAACGGUGAAAAACGUACAUUUGAAAAUUUUCUUAUUGAAAUAUCUUGUUUCGAUCUAUGUGUGCUUCUGUAUCAUUUAAUUAAUUCAAUAAUACGUUAUAAAGCAUUACCUAUUAGUGAUACAGAUACAAUGACUGGUUUAAUUAAUAUAUCAACUGUUUGUUGUAAAUUAUUAACAUAUAUUGUACGUGUAUCAACACUUAUGUCACACUGGUUAAUUAUUUUAUUAUUAUUAAAUCGAUUAUUUCUUGUUUAUUCAAAAUUUUAUCGAUUAAUCACAAUUGUCAAUGCGAAAUAUGCUGUUCUUGGUUUACUCUUUCUAUUUACUCUAUUCAAUGUUCCACCAAUUGAAUCGAUGUCCUAUAAUGAACCACUUAUUUUUACACCAAAUUCAACAGAGAAUAUAACAUUUAAUCAUCAUUGUUUAAUGAAUGCUGAAAUGGUUGAUUUACAUGCAUCAAUUUAUUCAACUGCUGUUAUAAUCAAUGUUUUUUUCUAUUCUGGCAUUGGUCUUAUAUUACCAACAAUAAUUAUAUUUAUUCUUUCAAUAAUACUUUUUCAAAAAGGAGCACAUAUUUGGUAUGAAUUACAUUCACAUCAUUCACCAACAGAAAAUAUAUCAUUACGAUAUAAUUCACCAAUAGUUGAAUAUCUUCGUACAUAUAAUUCAGCAUUUACACUUGCUAUUAUAUUUGUAUUUCUUUCAUUACCAUGUAAAUUACUUCGUUUAAUUAUUUUAUUUGCAUCAAAUAAUCUUGAUGAAUUAGUUACAUCAAAUAAUAUUCUUUUAAAAGCACAUGAUCAAAUGCAAACAAUUGGUCAUGCAUUUGAACUUUCACUUUAUUCAUAUAAAUGUAUUAUUAUGAUUUGUACAAAUUAUCGUUUUCGAUGUGGAUUAAAACAUUUAUUAAGAUAUGAAGAUACAAAUCUUAUUAUUGAUCAACGUCAAUCAACACUUGAAAAAUAUUAUAAACAACAUAAACAUAUUUAUGAACGUCAAUCACGAGCAAGUGUACCAUUUGAAGGAUUAUAUAAACAUUUACAAACAAAUGAAUUUGAACCAUCAAUUAAAAUGUACAGAAUUGGUGUUACACCUGGAUCAUAUAAUUAUCGAAUAAGUACAACAACACGAGCAAGUAUAUCUAGUCGACGAACAAAAGAAGAUGAAAUAUCACUUUAA